Molecule: messenger RNA, 3121 nt
Organism: Perognathus longimembris pacificus (Pacific pocket mouse)
Lineage: Eukaryota; Metazoa; Chordata; Mammalia; Rodentia; Heteromyidae
Gene: Mta2
Product: metastasis associated 1 family member 2
Exons: 18
Coding region: 477-2483 (668 amino acids)
Biological process (GO): negative regulation of transcription by RNA polymerase II
Cellular component (GO): NuRD complex; nucleoplasm
Molecular function (GO): histone deacetylase binding; transcription coactivator activity; transcription corepressor activity
Source: RefSeq, a predicted model, not a curated record
GACCGCCCGGCCUUGUUCUCCGGAUCGGCCGAAGGUGUUCCGGAAGGAGGCGAGCGGCGAAGCGGGCCCGGCCAGCCUUACCUCCCACCCCCACCCCACCCCAGGCCGGUAGGGCCCGGCGUCCGCGGGUGGGGGCACUCGGAGAAGGCGGAGGGAGCCCGGGCUUGGCUCCGGUCCGGCAGGAACCGAGCUCAUUCCGGAAGCAGCCGAGCGGCCGGGCGCCGGCCUCGGCGUCCCGUGAGUGAGGCGGCAGCGGCGGCGGCGGCGGCGGCGGCGGCGACGGCUACCGCGCGGGCCGGGAUGAACCGCGACGGCUGAGGCUGAGGAGGUGCCGGCUGCGCGGGCCCCAUCGACACCUCGGCGAAGCGCCAGCCCCGCACUGGGGGCCCCGCCUCGAGCCGAGCUCCGUCCCCGCGAACCUCUCGGACCCCUUUGUGCGGCCGGAGGCGGCGGCGGCGGCGGCGGCGGGAACGGCCAUGGCGGCCAACAUGUACCGGGUGGGAGAUUACGUCUAUUUUGAGAACUCCUCCAGCAAUCCUUACCUGGUUAGACGGAUUGAGGAGCUCAAUAAGACUGCAAACGGAAAUGUGGAAGCAAAGGUUGUCUGUCUUUUCCGGAGAAGGGACAUUUCUAGUAGCCUCAACAGCUUGGCUGAUAGUAAUGCCAGGGAGUUUGAGGAGGAAUCAAAGCAACCAGGGGUGACGGAACAGCAGAGACAUCAGCUAAAGCACCGGGAGCUUUUUCUUUCUCGGCAGUUUGAAUCAUUACCAGCCACCCACAUAAGGGGGAAAUGCAGUGUGACGCUCUUAAAUGAGACAGAUAUCUUGAGCCAGUACCUGGAAAAGGAGGACUGCUUUUUUUACUCACUGGUGUUUGACCCUGUGCAGAAGACACUUCUGGCUGAUCAGGGAGAAAUCAGAGUUGGUUGCAAAUACCAAGCUGAGAUCCCCGAUCGCCUGGCAGAGGGAGAAUCGGAUAAUCGGAAUCAACAGAAGAUGGAGAUGAAAGUCUGGGACCCAGACAACCCUCUCACAGACCGGCAGAUUGAUCAGUUUCUCGUGGUGGCCCGAGCUGUGGGGACCUUUGCGAGAGCCCUGGAUUGUAGCAGCUCCAUUCGGCAGCCGAGCCUGCACAUGAGCGCAGCCGCCGCUUCCCGAGACAUCACUCUGUUCCAUGCCAUGGACACAUUACAAAGGAAUGGCUAUGAUCUGGCUAAGGCCAUGUCCACCCUGGUGCCCCAGGGGGGCCCCGUGCUGUGUCGUGAUGAGAUGGAGGAAUGGUCUGCUUCUGAAGCCAUGCUGUUUGAGGAGGCCCUAGAGAAGUAUGGGAAGGAUUUCAAUGACAUUCGCCAGGAUUUUCUACCAUGGAAAUCCCUUGCCAGCAUAGUCCAGUUUUAUUACAUGUGGAAGACCACUGACCGGUAUAUUCAGCAGAAAAGAUUGAAAGCCGCUGAAGCAGACAGCAAACUGAAGCAGGUCUACAUCCCUACCUACACAAAGCCAAACCCUAACCAGAUCAUUUCUGUGGGUUCCAAACCUGGCAUGAAUGGGGCUGGAUUCCAGAAGGGCCUGACUUGUGAGAGCUGCCACACCACACAGUCUGCCCAGUGGUAUGCCUGGGGCCCACCCAACAUGCAGUGCCGCCUUUGUGCUUCCUGUUGGAUCUACUGGAAGAAGUAUGGGGGGCUGAAGACCCCGACCCAGCUUGAGGGCGCUGCUCGGGGCACCACAGAGCCACACUCAAGGGGUCAUUUAUCCAGACCCGAAGCCCAAAGUCUCUCCCCCUACACCACCAGCGCCAACCGGGCCAAGCUGCUGGCUAAGAACAGGCAGACUUUUCUGCUUCAGACCACAAAGCUGACCCGACUUGCCCGACGAAUGUGCAGGGACCUGUUACAGCCGAGGAGGGCUGCCCGAAGACCUUACGCCCCUAUUAAUGCCAAUGCCAUCAAGGCGGAGUGCUCCAUCCGACUUCCUAAGGCCGCCAAGACUCCACUGAAGAUUCACCCUCUGGUGCGGCUGCCCCUGGCAACUAUUGUCAAGGAUCUGGUGGCCCAGGCACCUCUAAAACCAAAAACACCUCGAGGCACCAAGACACCAAUCAACAGAAACCAGCUGACCCAGAACAGGGGCCUGGGAGGCAUCAUGGUGAAGCGCACCUAUGAGACCAUGGCAGGGGCAGGUGUCCCCUUCUCUGCCAAUGGAAGGCCUUUGACUUCAGGGAUUCGCUCAAGCUCACAGCCAGUGGCCAAACGUCAGAAACUAAACCCUGCCGAUGCUCCCAAUCCUGUGGUAUUUGUGGCCACAAAAGAUACCAGGGCCCUACGGAAGGCUUUAACCCACCUGGAAAUGCGGCGAGCUGCCCGGAGGCCCAACUUACCCUUGAAGGUGAAGCCAGCACUGAUCGCAGUGCGGCCCCCCGUCCCUCUACCUGCAGUCUCACAUCCUGCCAGCACCAACGAGCCUAUUGUCCUGGAGGACUGAGCAUCUGCUGGCGAGGGAGGCUGGUGGGCUGAGAGGUGGAGAGGGCACACGGGCACCCAGACCUCCCUUCCCUUUAGUAAAGGGAGUCAGGAGUGAGGGAGGCCAGGAGCAAAUGUGUCCCUGGAGGGGUUUGGCGCCCUCUGGUGGUAAUGCCUUUGUGACUGGUCUUUGCGUCUCCAUCCUUGUGAUGGAGGGCAGCCUGCAGGAACUUGGCCCAUGUGGGCACCUAACCCGUUUCCAGGGGUAGGUCCCACAUUUGUCUUGGACAGUUUUUGGGGGAGGGUUUUUUAAUUUUUUUAAAUUUUGCCUCCCUUUGUGAAAGGGAUGCGGGAGGGGAAAGAGUAAACAUAUCAGGUGGUGGUACCUGGUUGGGGGAGGGGGGCGUGCACUGCCAUGUCUAUUUUUUUUUUUAAAUUGGGAGUUUCUUUUCCUGUCCGGUGUCCGGACUUUCCUAAUUGGAGUAUGAGGCCCCUAAGCUGGCAUCAACCCCAGCCCAUGUUCUUUUUUUCCCUUCCCCCUCCCCGCUCCGCCUUUUGUACGCCAAUUCUCAGAAAUAAAGAUCUUUUGUCCGUUUUUUAACCUCGGAUUCUGUAAUUGGUUCUUAUAGUAACAAAUAAAAAGCUGGUUUCUUUGGCUCC